Aphanomyces astaci is the source of this 589-nucleotide messenger RNA. RefSeq lists its product as hypothetical. NCBI's taxonomy places the organism in Eukaryota, Oomycota, Saprolegniomycetes, Saprolegniales, Verrucalvaceae. Bases 28 to 417 code for a protein of 129 amino acids. Gene Ontology annotation, cellular component: membrane; oligosaccharyltransferase complex. Gene Ontology annotation, biological process: protein N-linked glycosylation. The record is from RefSeq and is a predicted model, not a curated record. The transcript has a single exon.
CAAGAUUUUAUAGCCCAAACAUCAGGGAUGUCGAAGUCCAAGGCCAGCGCGAAGUCGGCGGCGGCUACAGCGCCGACUGCGGAAAAGUCCAUCAUCGCAGAACUAUGGUCCCAAUACAACAAGCAUUCGACGCGCAAGAUGAAGCUCAUCGAUGGCUUCCUCGCGUACGUCUUGGCAACAGGGGUGCUCCAGUUUGUGUACUGCGUCGGGUUCGGCACAUUUCCGUUCAACUCGUUCUUGUCAGGGUUCCUGUCCACCGUGGGGGUGUUUGUGUUCGCCGUGUCGCUGCGCAUGCAAAUCAACCCGCAGAACGCGAGCGCCUUUGCCGCCAACCCACGGACUCCCGAACGAGCUUUCGCCGACUUCCUUUUCUGCACCCUCGUCUUGUUCCUCGCGGUGGUCAACUUUAUGGGGUGACGACCACCAAAGACAAGACCCUCUUGUAUGUUUGUUAAUGCAAUGGCAUCAAACGUGUAUUGCAUGCAGUGUACUCCGCGGACCUUGAGGUCCAAGCGACAAAAGCUAAAGUACCCCUAAGGUAAAGUCGUGAAAAAUACUUCUAGAUAAAAAAACUAAUUUAAAAAACGAG